Messenger RNA from Quercus lobata, 1538 nucleotides. Its product is annotated as UDP-glycosyltransferase 90A1-like. The transcript has a single exon. Bases 1 to 1419 code for a protein of 472 amino acids. Gene Ontology annotation, molecular function: UDP-glucosyltransferase activity. Lineage: Eukaryota; Viridiplantae; Streptophyta; Magnoliopsida; Fagales; Fagaceae. The record is from RefSeq and is a predicted model, not a curated record.
AUGAGUUCUAGUAUCUGUGGUGAUAUUGAUGCACAACCACACCAUGUGGUUCUCUUCCCCUUUAUGUCCAAAGGUCACAUCAUACCAAUCCUCCACCUUACACGCUUACUCCUCCAUCGCCGCCUAGCUGUGACCAUCUUCACCACCCAAGCCAAUCAUGCCUUCCUCUCUGAGUCCCUUAAUGACACUUCAGCCUCCAUUCUUGACCUCCCCUUCUCUCACAACGCGCCUGAUAUCCCUGCUGGAAUCGAGAGCACUGAAAAACUGCCUUCAAUCUCCCUAUUCCAUUCAUUUGCUAACGCUACAAAGGUCAUGCAAACUGACUUCGAACAAGCGCUCCAGACUCUUCCACAUGUCAGCUUCAUGGUAUCUGAUGGGUUCCUUUGGUGGACUCUAGAGUCUGCCUCCAAGUUCAACAUCCCACGAUUGGUGUUCAAUGGUAUGAGCUAUUACUCUUUGUCAAUCUCCAGAGCUGUGGCUAAUGAUAGGCUUCUCUUUGGAGCCGAGUUAGACGACGAGUUAAUAACAGUCACUCCUUUUCCAUGGAUUAGAGUUACUAGAAAUGACUUUGAGCCCCCAUUUACUGAACCGGAGCCAAAGGGUCUGAAAUUUGAGUUCACCAUGAAAGCAAUCACAGCAACAAAGAAUAGCUAUGGUAUUAUAUUCAAUAGCUUCAAUGAGCUUGAACCUUUGUUUGUUGAUUUUUUUAAUCGUAAAUAUAUACCCAAGGCUUGGUCUGUGGGACCUUUAUGCCUAGCUGAACCACCAAAGGUUAGAAAUGAAGCCCACAAUAAUUAUAAGCCCAUAUGGGUUCAGUGGCUCGACAAGAAGCUUGAGCAAGGAAACUCAGUUCUGUAUAUAGCCUUUGGGUCUCAGACACAGAUUUCACCUGCACAACUCAAAGAAAUAGCAAUUGGGUUGGAGGAAUCCAAAGUGAAUUUCUUGUGGGUGAUAAGAAAAAGUGAGUCAGAGAUUUCAGAUGAUAAGUUUGAAGAGAGAGUGAAAGAUAGAGGAAUUUUAGUGAGAGAAUGGGUUGACCAAAGGGAGAUUUUGAUGCAUGAGAGUGUGCAAGGGUUUUUAAGUCAGUGUGGAUGGAAUUCUGUGUUGGAGAGCAUAUGUGCUGGGGUUCCAAUCCUUGCAUGGCCUAUGAUGGCAGAGCAACCUUUGAAUGCAAGAAUGGUUGUGGAAGAGAUAGUGGGACUGAGGGUUGAGACAUGUAAUGGGUCAGUGAGAGGGUUUGUGAAGUGGGAGGGGUUAGAGAAAAUGGUGAAGGAGUUGAUGGAAGAAGAGAAAGGUAAGGAGGUGAGGAAGAAGAGCAAAGAGGUGGCACAGAUGGCCAAGAAAACUAUGGAGGAGGCUGGAUCGUCCAAGUGCACAUUGGACUUGCUCGUUGAUGAGAUAUGUGGCAAGAAGACAUGAUCAUCAGGCGCAUAUAUAUAAUGUGACUGGGUUUUGAUAUGUGGCAAUAAGACAUGAUCAUCAGGUGCAUAUAUAUAAUAUCAUAGCUUAUUUCAUUGUAUCUAAUUAAGCACGGAAUA